This is a messenger RNA of Chondrus crispus (carragheen), 306 nucleotides long. RefSeq lists its product as hypothetical. The transcript has a single exon. Bases 1 to 306 code for a protein of 101 amino acids. Lineage: Eukaryota; Rhodophyta; Florideophyceae; Gigartinales; Gigartinaceae. The record is from RefSeq and is a predicted model, not a curated record.
AUGGCCUCGCGUAGUACGGAGCACCUUGCAACGUGUGAGUCGAUGUCGACUGGUGCCAAGUUUUCCCAUGCCGCGCUGUCCGCGAUGGCGCCUGACCUUACGAAUCCGACAAGCAGUUCAACCAUUUGUUCAGAGGUGCAACAUUUUAGGCGCUUUCUCAACUUCGCCUGCUUGUCCCGCGGUUUCGACAACCUCGGCGUCCCCACGCUCAACGACAUUUGUUGCGCGGAAUCCGACGACGACCUUGGCGCCGUGGAUGUAGUAUUCAGCUUAGUAGACGAUUGGGAAUGUUUAGCGUUUGUUUGA